UGGAUUAAGGGUCACAUCCCAGCGUUCAUUAAAACAAAAAUUAAUGGCCCUUAAGAAGCCCUUAUUCGAAUCCUCUCGACUUUUCUUUCGGAGCUGUUUUUUGAUAGUAGGGUCUGCAGAACACCUCAUGAUUAUUUGGAUUGUGUGACGUUUACUUUGAAAAUAGAAUGGGACUUGAUCCCUCAAGAAAUGCUGCAAAUCCCAUUCAAGAAAUGCUGCAUGUGAAGCUUUCCAGCGUAGGUUGGAGGCCGUCAUUAAAAAUAAGGGUGGUCAAAUUGAAUAAAUACGAUUGAGAAUUGUUUCGGUAGUUCUUGGCUAUUAGAUUAUCCAAUAAAAAGUUAAUUCAUCUGCUUAUUUCGUUGAGAAAUAAGAAAAACAUGUGUUGCCAUAAAAAUGGCUUACCCUGCAUAAGCACCUUAUCAUAUGAACUUUGGACUCAAUUAUUACUUAUAGACUUUUUUAAAAACUUAGAACCAUGAGAUUCAUGUAGCUAUCAAAUUCAAAUCUUCUGUGCGCUGAACUAUUAUAGGUAUUGAUACCCGACCAUAAAAUCACAGUGGUAGGUCGUUAUGAGAACUUGCGUAUGAGAAAGGUGAAUGGCGCCCUGCUGUAUCUGGAUUUAGUAUUGACCGAUAAGUGGACGAUUAGAUAGUGCUGUUGAUUGCUAUCUAAUAUUGCCCUAACUGCGUCGUUUAAAAGUCAAGUUGAUUUAAUUAUUGUCGAUCGCCAUAAUGCUAUUCUGUGAUAAAGUUUACCUGCCUGUUUAGCUUGUAAGUACAUUUCCACGUAUUUAUCGCGAACUAGUCGGAAAAUAUGCAUGCAUUAUUGACAAGACGGCGUGAAGUACUACUUAGUUUUUCGACCUCGUCUUAAACAGUUGGUGAUGUGUACGUGAUAGAGUAGUUUAUUCACCACGAUGUCAUUCACAAGAAGAACAUCUAAUAGCGUCGUAGACCAGAAAAUCUACCCUGAACUUGAUGACCUGCCAGACUAUGGGCCAGAGUCAGGCCUGCAACAGGUGCCUGUUCAUGUCAAGUCUGCUGACGGCAGCUCCACCUUCGGCCUGAUUCUCUCCAUCGUUUUUGCUGCCCUCGAUAUUUUCACAGAUAUUUUACUGGCUCUUGCCUUACAUGCUCAGGCAUUAGCUGAAUCCGACGAUGGAGCUGCUCGGCAGACGCGAUGGUGGUUUGUGGUGACGGUCAUCAUCAUCAUCGUGCCAAUGGUUGUCGUCAAUUGCUUCAGUUUGCUGUGGUACUUCCAGAACCGGAAAUGUCUGGGGGAUUACUGCGUGCUUCACAAGAUGUCAACAAUGCGCAAGCUGUACAUCGUCGUCAUGCACACCAUCCUGCUGGGACCCAUUGCGAGGUACAUAGACUUGCUGCUAUACAAGUAUAAGCGAUCUAAGGAGAACCGCCAAGUCAUGAUGGAUGAGCAGGGAGCCCUCGUCAACAGACUCACCCCUAAGGGUGAGGUCUUCGCCGUCAUGCAAAUGGUGAUCGCCCGAGACUCCGCCAUGCUGGAAAUGCUGCACGGCUUCCUGCAGGACGCGCCUCAGCUCGUAUUUCAAAUCUUUCUCCUCUACAGGAGUCCUAACAUCAUUGACGCGGAUCUCUCCGACACUAAAACCGUAGCGAUACAGCUGCUGAAGAUCGCGCUGGCGCUGCUGUCGCUGGCGCGGUCGCUGGUGUCGUACCAAGAGGAGCUGCGUCGCGGCCUCGUCGACAAGCCCAGCAUCGGCGUCUUCGGUGUGAUCGUGUGCGUGCUGUGGCGCAUGUGCAUGGUGGCAGCCAGGGUCAUCGUCAUCGGCUCCUUCAGUGCCAUCGUGAAAGACAGUGGGCCGAAGAACAACAACUCAGGCUGGCUGGGGUACAAGGACAUUGACCCGUCGGACGACCCGCUCACCUACCCUGUCAUCACCGCCUGCAUCUUCGGCGGCCACUGGCUCGUCAUGGCCGUCUGGAUCCACGCGCAGAAGAGCAAUUUCUGCGGACGGCCUGGGGACGGCCGACCUCGGCCGUGCCUGGAGCUUCUCUACAGCGUCGUCAUGGGCUGGGUUCAUAUCUUCUGCUUCGUUAACCACAAGGAAACUCCAGCCAGGGGGCGCAUGGGCUUUUAUUACCUGCUCAACCUCAUAGAAAACACGGCGCUCAUAGUUUGGUGGUUCUUUAAGGUUAUUGUGGUGACGGAACUGUGGUUCCGAGCCUCCAUCGUGUUCACUGUAGAGUGUUCCUUUUUGGUUGGAGUUUGCUGCCUGCUCCUCUACUACGGCUUCAUCCACCCCAAAGCUGAACUGCCUGAAGAACAACAUCUUCGCUUCCACCGCUGAUAUAAAAAGCCGAUCACAAACGUGACACUUACGCCUGUUUACUUGUAAGAUUUAUGAACAAUGGACAUGCAACUCAUCCGCGUCGAAGAGUUGUGAGCCUGUCACUCAUCAAUGUGGAGGUGGUGUGAGCCUGUCAGUCAUCCACGUAGAAGUUAAGAGCCUGUCACUCAUCCACGUGGAGGGUUGAUCGUGUCAUACAUCCACAUGAAGAUGUAACUAUGUCACUCAUUAACGCAUUGAUUUGAGAAUUGUGCCGUACACCACUCGAGGGUAAAUCAAUGCCAGUAACUCGUAUGCAUUAAUUCAAGCCGCAUCAAUCACCCAACUUCAUCUUCCUAGGCUAACAGGAAGUUCAGUAAUAGAGGUUUCGCAUGGGCGAAAAGGAAAGGAGAAGAAAAGCGCUAAGAUCCGACUACAGGUUCAACGUCGGCAAUGUUAAUUCUGUUGCAGAGAAAUCGAUGGAAGUACUUACUUGUGAUCUCAAAUGUAAAUAGCGUA
Molecule: messenger RNA, 2824 nt
Organism: Hyalella azteca
Lineage: Eukaryota; Metazoa; Arthropoda; Malacostraca; Amphipoda; Hyalellidae
Product: XK-related protein 6
Exons: 9
Coding region: 917-2326 (469 amino acids)
Biological process (GO): phosphatidylserine exposure on apoptotic cell surface; apoptotic process involved in development; engulfment of apoptotic cell
Cellular component (GO): plasma membrane
Source: RefSeq, a predicted model, not a curated record